AUGUCUGUGUUAUUAUAUUCUUUGCUACUUGUAUUUCAAUUGACAUUUAUUUACACGGCAAUACCACGUGUGUAUAAUAGAUGUCUAAUCUGGGAUACAGCAUGCCUGACGCAACAAGCCCAGUUAAAAGUUCCAGCCCUGUCUAUUGGAAUCCCUGAACUAUUCGCUGAACCCCUGGAUCCCAUGAAUAUUGACUACCUGCACGUUGAUAUUGCUGGUCUGAAGAUGGAUCUCAAUAAAGCGGUUAUAAGAGGUAUCAGGAAUUCUGUGAUAGAUCAAUUCAGUGUCGAUCCAGUGUCAAAGCAGGUCCUUUUAGUCUAUCAUACAGACCUUGAUCUAAAAUCACGCUAUACCGCUGCAGGAAAUGUGCUUUCUUUACCGUUUAAUGGAGACGGUGAGGCGUUAAUAAGUGCAAAAAAAUUGCAAGUCGCUUUCCUUAUGCCGUUUGAUGUUGUUAAAGACGGUCUUGGCAGAGACGUAAUUGAUUUGAAAGGAUACCAAUAUUGGUACGAUGUAGACAACAUUCACUUUGAUUACAGCAAUUUGUUCUAUGGCAAUAAAGCUCUGAGUGACAACAUGCACCAAUUCCUCAACACGAACUGGAAAUUUGUUACUUCAGUUUAUGGAAGAUCACUGCUUGACGUUAUCAAUGGAAAAAUCUUCAACUCCAUGAGAAAUUACUUCCUAUCACAGGCGGUUGAAGAUGUAUUCUUAGAUUAG
This is a messenger RNA of Leptosia nina, 720 nucleotides long. The record is from the annotation of a GenBank genome assembly. NCBI's taxonomy places the organism in Eukaryota, Metazoa, Arthropoda, Insecta, Lepidoptera, Pieridae.